AUGAAAGUGGCUACUAUUGCUAAUUUUUUGGAAAUUUCCCCUUCUACCGUGAAAAGAUACAUCAAUAAGUUCUACCGUACUGGAGAUGUGAAUGGUGAACGUAAAAGAAAUGGUCCUACUCAACUACUGGGAGAUUUUGAACAAGCAGUAUUACUUCGAAUGAUAUCUAAUCAUCCUGGGAUAUACCUACACGAGAUACAAUCAAAGCUACUGAAUAAAUUUGGUGUUAUUGUUAGCUUGGCAACAAUCUGUCAAUCUCUCAGAUACCUAGGUUGUACCAAACAAUAUAUGCAUCACAUAGCAUUACAGCAAUCUGAAGUACUCCGUAGCAAAUUUAUGGCCGAAAUAUCUCUUUAUGAUCCAUCUAUGCUCAUUUGGAUUGAUGAAAGUGGUUGCGACAGAAGUAACACAAUCAGAAAGUAUGGAUACAGUCUCAAGGGUCAUCCAUUAAAUGAUUGCCAUCUUUUGGUCCGAGGUAUUCGAUAUUCAGUCAUACCUAUAAUUUCCAUGAAUGGUAUUUUGGACCUAUAUAUUACUUCUGGUACAAUUAAUGGAGAGAAAUUUAUAAAUUUCAUACGUUACUAUUUCAUGCCACUACUGAAACCCUUCAAUUACUCAAAUGAGCAUUCAGUAUAG
This is a messenger RNA of Amphimedon queenslandica, 636 nucleotides long. RefSeq lists its product as uncharacterized. The record is from RefSeq and is a predicted model, not a curated record. NCBI's taxonomy places the organism in Eukaryota, Metazoa, Porifera, Demospongiae, Haplosclerida, Niphatidae. The coding region runs from base 1 to 636 and encodes 211 amino acids. The transcript has a single exon. Gene Ontology annotation, molecular function: nucleic acid binding.